CCUAUCUUCUCAUCCCUGUUGAUCGGCGAUUGUCAACAAUCAACAUAAACAAAUCGUGUCCAGGCAUGUCCAGGAUAACCUUAACAUGUACAUGUUAUUAGUGCAGUUAAUAAUUUUACUUAUUACUGUCAAUCAAAUAAUUAAUUAAACAAACAUGUCCGGAAUUAUGAGACAAUUAGAGGAACGACAAGUAUCGACGGAAAUUACUUUAAUGCGAUGGUCGCCAAAAAUGGAUCUUCUGGCUUUAGCCAAUGUUAAAGGUGAAGUGACACUGCACAGACUCACGUUUCAACGUGUAUGGUUGCUCUCGCCACAGGACGAAUCGGGCCUUGUUGAAAAUAUUUGUUGGCGACCGGAUGGAAAACUUUUGGCUGUCACCUACAAGGAAUCGAAGACACUUUAUCUUGUCGAUGUUGAAAAUAAAAAUAUCGUUCAUAAAACGAAUUUAUUUGCAAAAAAUUCGCCCAUCACUUGCAUGGCAUGGUUGCCAUUAAAUUUCAAAUCCCAUGGUGCAAAUGAUAUUUCAUCGCCAACUGGUAAUUAUUUAUCAACAUUGCCCAGUCUUGAUCGAAGCUAUGGUCAGGAAUCAGAGAGAAAGGAAUUUCUUCUACAGAAGCUCGACAUGUUCUUCACAGGUCAAGAAACGGGGGAAAUUGGAAUGUACAUUUUCGGAAUGUUUUACUGUGGAACAUUGAGCAUUGGUAAGGGACCAAUUUUAGAAAUAAGCGGUGGUUCUGGAAAACCUUUAUGGGCCAGCUGGAGAAAUACAAAUGAAAUUAUUGUCAAUAAACUCUCAUGUCCAUUGCUCGAGAGUAGCGACGCUUUCCUCAAGGUAGCUCAAGCGCAGGCGAAUGUAGACUAUUUAAUGGAUUAUCUCUCGCGCACUUUGAUGGCAAUUACCGAAGCGUGGGAAACAAUUCUUCUCGAGAUGGACGAGAAAUUAACACGUUACGCUGAAAAUAAUCCACCGGGAAGUGUUGCUGCCGAUUUUCUCGAACUUCUCAUGAUUGGAAUUCCAUCGGAGAAUUUGGAGAGUUUUCUAUUACGUGACUUGACGGAGAAGGGCCUUAAAAAAUUGGGUCACAGUAUUGAAAUGUGUUACAGUAAUAUACAGAAAUUAGUAUUAAAACAUUUGAAUAGUGCUGGAAUGGCUCUUGCCUAUCAAAUAUCGGAAAUGCUUGGAAUGGCGAGACUCGGUGGUGAUUACGAAUCUCUUGGUUUAAUUGAAGAAACACCAAUAACAGGUGCACUGCACAGAAUUCAAGCUUUUCUCGGUAAAACAUCAGAGGUUCAACAAGUCAUAGAUCACAGUAUGCGCGAUUAUAAGGCAUUCUUUCGAUGGUUGUACGUGGUGAUAUUACGAUUAACCGACGAGAGAGUACCGCCGGAAAUAAAUAAAUUGAGUCAACAGGAAUUAACCUAUAUUGCGGAAUUUUUACGUGGUUUCGAUAAUACCGAAGCUGGUAAUGGACGUAAGGGUGUGAAUUUAGAGAAAUUAGGACAAUAUUUACGUCGUGAACCAUUGCAAAAUUGUUUGAAAUCAGAAGGCAGUGAAUGGGCAUUAUUAUUGGAUGAGAAUUUUUGUCUACGUGAUCAUUCACUUAUUAUAAAACAAGAUUUAGAUUCAUCAUUACUGCAAUCACACGAUAAAGUUGUUGAGGCGAUAAAUUCUCUAUUCGCAAAAUCAUAUCAAGGACUCACAGAUCAUUUUGUCACAUUACAAAUUGCAAUUGAUUUUGAAAAAAAACAAUCCUUCUCGCAAAUUGUCAACACUGAUGAUAAUUUAUUUGUCGCAAUCAGUGACGAACAACAGAAAAUAAUUAAUAUUUUUAUGGUGAAUCGCAUUGAGGACGAGCAAAAGAAAUUGUCGUUUAAAAAAAUUACCGUUGAAAUUGAUGAAGAUCAGGGUCUUUCAGUAUCAAGAUCAUCGAACAAUUGUAAAUUCAUUGAUCUACAAUUUUAUUCACAAGAAUUUUUGAGUCUUCUUAUUUAUGAUUCGCAAAAUGAAUCGAGUUACUUGAUAAAUCUUUCGUUGAAAAAUGCGAAAUUAUUUAGUCGUGAUACGGAGAAUUUUGAUUUAAACGAUUUAAUUGAAUCGUGGCCACGUGCAUUUGAGGGAAUUAACGCGAAACAAUUGACAGUUAGUGGCGCGCGUAAAGUCGCGGCAAUUUUAAGUGAAAAUUGUCGGAAAAUUCGUCUUCUCGAAACGGAAGUCGAAUUGGAUGACGAGGAGGAGGAGGACGAGGACGAGGAAAUUGGCGACGAAAGUAUGAUGGACGUCACGGCAAGUACACAAGAUGCUUAAUUAUUAUUUAUAAUUUUGUUAACUAUCCAAUUAUUUUGUUAAUUAAUCAAUUAUUUUGAUAAUUAAUCAACUGUUAUAUGUUAAUUAAUCAAUUAUGUUGAUAAUUAAUUAAUUAUUUUGGUAAUAUUUCAUUAAUUAACCAAUUAAUUUGUUAAUUAACAAUUUAUUUAAUUAAACAUCAAUAAUUCGAUAUACUUAACCAAUUAAAACUAUUAAAACAUCGAUGAUUUGAUUUUGAGUUCUAAAAAAUUCCACAAAAUAUUUUGAAUCCAGAAUUUUAUUAUAAAUAGAAACACUUUAUUUUUCUCUCAUAAAAUAUUACAUUUUGUGUUUACUUUUCGAAAUAAUCGGUAAAUAAUUUUUGUUUUGAGAUUUGAUGAAAAUUCAUUAAAAUCUCUCUAAAAGAAAAAAAUUUUAAAUAAUUUUCAACAACGAGAAAAUUUAAGAGAAAGAAUCCAAAUAUUUU
Leptopilina heterotoma is the source of this 2771-nucleotide messenger RNA. It is a transcript of the gene APC4, whose product is annotated as anaphase-promoting complex subunit 4. Lineage: Eukaryota; Metazoa; Arthropoda; Insecta; Hymenoptera; Figitidae. Gene Ontology annotation, cellular component: nuclear periphery; anaphase-promoting complex. The record is from RefSeq and is a predicted model, not a curated record. Bases 155 to 2305 code for a protein of 716 amino acids. Gene Ontology annotation, biological process: anaphase-promoting complex-dependent catabolic process; positive regulation of mitotic metaphase/anaphase transition; protein K11-linked ubiquitination. Gene Ontology annotation, molecular function: protein binding. The transcript is spliced from 7 exons.